Girardinichthys multiradiatus is the source of this 5506-nucleotide messenger RNA. RefSeq names its product forkhead box O6 b (gene foxo6b). Gene Ontology annotation, molecular function: DNA-binding transcription factor activity, RNA polymerase II-specific; RNA polymerase II cis-regulatory region sequence-specific DNA binding. The coding region runs from base 1505 to 3724 and encodes 739 amino acids. Gene Ontology annotation, cellular component: nucleus. The record is from RefSeq and is a predicted model, not a curated record. NCBI's taxonomy places the organism in Eukaryota, Metazoa, Chordata, Actinopteri, Cyprinodontiformes, Goodeidae. Gene Ontology annotation, biological process: regulation of transcription by RNA polymerase II. The transcript is spliced from 2 exons.
UCUUCCCAUGAAAAGAUGAAAAAAUGCCUAAAUACAAAAACAUCAACUGACAUGAAAUGGUUUGUGUACAUGGGAAUGAAAUGGCAACAGAUAAUAAAUGCUCCUUUAGCAGGAGCCAUAUUUUACAUAUGCACACAUUUUUUUAGACAUAAUUAUUCAAAUUGUGAAACAAAAGAAAUUUCAGUCAUUCUCUGCAUGUCUAUAGUCUGCAGUUGAUGGAGCGCUAAUGAACUGAAUAUAAGAAAAAUUAGAGCUGAUUUUUGUAUUAAUAACGACAUAAAUUUUAUUCUUGGGCAUACUGAGCAGUAUUAGUAGAAGAUUGUAAAGAUAAAACAACUGGACCUCUUUAGAACCAAUGGCCCCAAAACACUGGAAGCUGUAAGUUACUCUGAAGAGGCCUGAUUGGAUGCCCAGUCUGUUGCUAAUUAAAUGAUUAAAACCAAAAACAAAAAACCUAAGGCUGUAAAGUAAGUCUAGUUUAUCUUUAAUUUGCAAAAAUUGAAUUCAAACACAGUUGUUGUGCCAUUUGGAUCGAGUGAAAGAGACAAAAAGAAAAGACAAACUUGCACGUCUGUGAUUGAAUUCGGCUGCAGUAUGUAAAUGACUGCCUUUGGAAAUGGGACUGGGAAUAUCAACCACACACACACACACACACACACACACACACACACACACAAAGAGCCGGUCCCUCCUCCCACCCUGAAACCUGUUCUGGAGGGAGUGACUUGAUCCAGGCGGCGUCCAAUUAUAUGGAAGCAGCACUUAUUCCACUUUAUUCCUUUCUACAGUUAAGUGGCUUGAAGCCUUCAGAGACACACGGGCGUGAAGUAUAAAGCAGAGCAGUAGGCAAAGAGACGCUUCCCAUGUGACAUGUUCACGGAAAGCUGCAGACAAAGGUAGAAAUCUCCACCACGCCGAGUGAUCCGGAGACAGAGGAUGCUCCAAAUCUAAUUCACGAGGAGCUCUGUUUUUUCUCGUGUGGAAACUCCACGACUGAACAUAAACGAUUCAUGAGUCUGCUUCUGUUUCUAACAGAGUAAUACUGAAUUUCAACUGAAGCAAUCUCCAGGAAGGGCCAGAUCUCGGAGUCAGUCCGUUCGUUUGAGAGAGUUUGAUCAGGAGCUCAUCUGUGACAAGGAUCAACUGUUGCUCAGCCCGAUCCCGGAGUCUGCGCAGGUCUCAGCAUGGAUGUCUGACCGCCACAUGGUCCUAAUCGGGCCAGCUGACAUGGACCAGAGGGUGAUUUUCCUCCCGAUGCACCGGAUACACAUUUAUCUGUCCUGAUGUGAAGCCACAUUGUUGCGCUGAGGGGAAUGAUAAUAUCCCACACCGCAGCCGGCUUUUUUCCACGCUUCAUCAUCUCUCUGUGUGACACAACAUAAUCAGAUUCCCCUUUCUACCCACUCCAGGGAGCACUUUUGGACACUCUAACCCUCAUAAAGGCGUAAAAUCUUACAGGCUUAGUGUUAAAGUGACCUUGCCAGGUUCAGCGGAGGGGAUCAUCAUGCUGAUGAUGAUGGAGACCAGCGGCAUGGACGCGCAUCAGGUUGAUAUCGAUUCGGAAUUCGAGCCCCACGCUCGGUCACGGUCGUGCACCUGGCCGCUCCUGCCGUGUCCCGAGGGUUUCCCCCCCGGGGCAGAGGAGGCGAGCCGCGGGGGUCUGGCUCUGGCGUCCGUUAAAGUGGAGGGCUACGACGCGCCGGCGUGCCGGGCCGAUAGGAAAGGCGGCGCGCCGGCGGAGAUCAAGCACCCAGCCGGCGCCCCGGCUCCGGUCGUGGCCGCUCCCGCCUGUAUGUCCGGAGCUGCGCUCGACGUGGCCGGCCAACAACGCAAAGUCAAGUCGUCACGCAGGAACGCGUGGGGGAACCUGUCAUAUGCAGACCUCAUCACCCGUGCCAUCGAGAGCGCCCCGGAGAAGAGGCUCACCCUGUCCCAAAUCUAUGACUGGAUGGUUCGCUUUGUUCCUUAUUUUAAGGAUAAAGGCGACAGCAACAGCUCGGCUGGAUGGAAGAAUUCAAUCAGGCACAACCUGUCAUUGCACAGUCGCUUCAUCCGAGUGCAGAAUGAAGGGACAGGCAAGAGUUCAUGGUGGAUGCUAAACCCAGAAGGGGGUAAGAUGGGUAAGGGACCCAGACGACGUGCGUCAUCUAUAGACAACGGGACACGCUACUUGAAGACUAAAGGUCGCAUAAGUCGAAAAAAAGCAGGAGUUAUAGGACUUGGACGGGUACAGGUUCAGGAAACUGGUCCAACAAUGCAGAGCUCCCCAGAGCAUGGCAGUCCAGCAGGGAAAGGAAGUGUCGGCAUCAGUGGUGAAGAGUAUGACACUUGGACAGACCUGCAUUCCCGCACUUCAUCCUCUGCCUCCACGCUGAGUGGCUGCCUCUCCCCAAUCCUUGCAGAAGCAGAAGCUGAUGAACCUGAGGAGGGUGAGCUGUCUUGUUCAGCUUCCCCUCGAUUAUACCACAGUCCUACCAGCACCCGCUCACCAGCCUUGGGUACUGCGGGCCACUGCCCAACUGUGGAAUUGCCUCAGUUGACCGACCUGACUGGAGCUAUUAGUCUAGAUGACAGUGGCUACUCCCAGCAACAGCAAAUCAAGUGCAAUGGUUAUCCCUUUGUGUCUGGGCCAAAACCAGAGGAAUCCUACUGUGGGCCAAUUUAUGGACAGUCUUCCAUGUGUAUGUUGCAGCACCACACUCCAAUGGAGACCAUUCAGGAGAACAAACCAGUUAGCUUUCAACACCCAAUGAGGGGCUAUUCGGAAAACAAUGCUCUGCAGAGUCUGCUUACAGGAGGUCCUUACUGCAGCAAAGACAGUGUGCUGGGUCAAGGACGAGAAACACAUGCACUGUUGCCACAGGGUAAUAGCGUUCACAGCCAGCACAAUCACAAUCAGAAUCCCAGUCACAAUCAAAACCAUGAUAACAGUAAAGAGCAAGCUCACAAUCCCAGUCUAUGUACCGGCAAUGGCUCAGUACAUGACCAGAACACAACCCACCAUCGAAACCACAAUCAGGGUCAUAAACACCCAGCUAGACUUGACUACAGCCAUAGUCACAAGCCCCACACUGCCCAUGACUAUGGUCAAAGUCAUGGUCACAGAAGCAAAGUAAAUUCCAGCCAUGAUCACAACCCUCACACUAGUCAAAGUCACCUGCACAACCACACAACCCAAAACCCUCAUAACCCUAUGCAUAGCAGGCCUCACCAUCAGGCUCUGUCCCCUCGGGUGAGCACUGACGUCCUGCAGCCCUAUAUUCUUAAGAACUCUAACCACUAUGGGCCACGCCCCCACCUCCCAACAUCUCCUUCUCUGCCCCCAAACCCUGCAGGCAUCAUGGAUGUUCCUCAGGACCUUGCAUCUGCGCCUCACUCCCGACACCAGUCCUACCCCAGAGAUCACCAUCAGACCAUGGCUGAAUCCUGGCAAGCCUAUUAUCACAACAACCACAAUCACCAACAAGGGAAUGCUGGAUAUCAGGGACAACAGCAUAGCUCACACAACAGAAUGGCUGCCCAAUUGGAAAUGGAGAAUGCCUCCAACUGUAUAGACUGUGACGUGGACCCAAUCCUGCUUAGUGAUUUUAUGGACACAGAUAAUAUUGACUUCAACUUUGAUGGUUCUGUUUCACAAGGGGUGGGCAUGGGUACAGGCAUGACUUUAGGGGUCUUUUCCUGUCCUCCACCAGCACAUAGCCACCAGGGUUGGGUGCCUGGGUGAACUCGUAUCUGAGGGUUUGAAUAGACCUUAAAAGUCAUCCACUGGGCAGGGCUCUGGGUCGGCUGUACACUGAUUAGCUGUUAUUCUGUGUUUCUGAGGCAUAUUGUAAUUUUAUUUCCUGGGGACUCCCUAAUCUUUCACACUGUACCUUUUCUUGCUCUUUCACUAUGUUUAAUAAGCUUUCUGUAUCUAUGUUGUACUUGCCCCAAAUGAGUCCAAUGGUAAAAUCUGCCCUUCUCCCAGUCAUGCCCUUUAGAUUUUUUCUCUCUCUCCUCCUAAUCACCUUGUUUGUCCUUGGCUCUCAAGCACUUUACAGCCAUCUUUUUUAUACAGAUGCAGUAACUCGAAUAUCAGACAAAGUCAUGUUGUAUGUUUGCUUUUAUUGUAUGUAAUCCACUUAAAGUAUUAUCUCCUCCUUCAAAGGUGUUGUUCCUGACAUAAGAACCUGUCAAACAGUUGCAUACAUUUCCUCAGUGCAGAGGUGCUCACAGAUAGGAAUGUAAAGGGCAGGGGUGAGGCUUGUGGUUUUCAGGUUUAAGAAUAAGGAUAAUUUUUCUUGAAAGACUAAGACACAAAGGGUUGGAGGUGAGAAAAGAGAGAGGGAUUUGUCCUCUCCCUGGUGAACAGUGCUGGCUCCUGCCGCAUUCAGGAGUGGAGGACAAUCAUCCAUCAGACAGCCAUCAGCACCACUCCAUUGAAAUGCAACGUCCUUUCUUUAAUCUCCAAAGCAAUGCCAGAUUGAUGCAUCAUGAUUGCUAAUCUAAUGUGCUUUUCUGUUUUUUCAACCUCCUCCCCUCCCUCUUCAACUCUGGACACAAGGGUUUAAUGUGUUUUGGUGAAAGUAAUGAUAAAAGUCACUCGACACUAAGUGGGGGGAGAAAUUGGAAGGGGAUAGUGCUAGAGGAGGUGGGGAGUUCAUGGAGAGGAGAGCAUAGGAGUAGAGAAAUGCAAAUAUUCCCUCUGUGCCUCUUUCUCUCCAUUUUGCAGAUUUAUGUAGAUUUCCUCUAAUGAAAUAAGCAAUGAUCAGAGCCCGGUGUGCAUCCUGAGGAGCUAUUUGAUUGGUCAAAGCCGGAUUUCCUCAGCUUGGCACCUUCAAUGGCCGACCCUAGAGCAUUUUAGCCAGCACCUACGACCAGUCCAGGAUACUGGUGAAGCUGCCCAUUCUCCGAACCUUAGCAACCUUGUCUAUAUCAGUAACAGCCAGGUUAAAGCCCACUUUUUGUUUUUAGUCCAGCGAUUUCCUCAUUGAUGAACAGCAAUUGCCGAUUCCUAUUUUGUGCUAUCUCCUGUACCCAGGCACCCUCCUAUCACACCACCCCAUCCCGAGGUUACUCUGAGGGUAAACAGGAGUAAUUAACCGCCAAACAUGACGGAUGAUUUAUGCAAGUACACGUAUUCACUCAUUGGCACAAAGUCAUAAUUCUUCUCCUUUCCAAGCACAAGGAAGGUGUUUUUUAAGUAGUGGUGCUAAACUACAAGGUAAAGAGUCUGGGAAAUAGUGUGUUUACAGUGUCCUUCAAGUUUUUCAACCAUUUGUUUUACAAUUAUUCUCGCCCCAUCCUGGCCAUAGAUUUAUGUUGCUAUUGUCUUUUCCUGUGCUUGUUCUGUGAUUGUGCAGUUGUCUGUCCAAUGUAGUGUGGAUUAGAGCGUUCUUGUGCAUUUAAUUUACUUUGUUUUCAUUUGAAGGGGGACCGGAGGGUGUGUUCCAACUACAGGGGGAUCACACUCCUCAGCCUCCCUGGUAAGGCCUACGCCAGGGUAUUGGAGAGGAGAGUCCGACCG